Molecule: messenger RNA, 1033 nt
Organism: Rhopalosiphum maidis (corn leaf aphid)
Lineage: Eukaryota; Metazoa; Arthropoda; Insecta; Hemiptera; Aphididae
Exons: 5
Coding region: 176-1033 (285 amino acids)
Source: RefSeq, a predicted model, not a curated record
UCAUUUAUUGCUGUUCAUUUAAUGUUCGCGACAAUGUUCCACGAUUGAUGGUUGCUUGCUCCACUCGAUUUCGCUAUUUUUAUUAACACGAAAUAUUUGAAAACAGAAAACUUAUCAAGAAGCUAUAAAAUUAAACUAGCAACAAGCUGUUAGAGACGAACUAAUUGUAUCCAAUAUGAAUGAAAUGAAUAUUGAAACUACAGAUUUUAAAACAGUAUUUUCAUUAGUCACAAAACUAGAAUUUAUGGCUAGUCUAGGAUUAUUGAAAAAAGAACAAAUUAAAAAAAUAGUUGAAGAUAGGAGGAUAGGAGAUUGGAGGAAGAGUUUAAGAGCAACAAGAAGUGGCCUUGUAUACAAUAAUUUUUCAAGUAUGGCUACAGAAGUAGCAGAAAAUAUAAGCUGUUAUAAGACAACUACUAAAGCCAAGGAAAAAACUAAUGAAAAAAUUCGAAAUAAACAACUAAUCCAACAAAACUUUGAGGAAUCUGAAGUAGAACAACAGCAAAUAAAAAAUAUUAAAACUAAUGUAAAAAAGCAAUCAAAAACAAAACCAGAAUCUUUAAAAUUAAAAGCACAAAAAUCUAUAACAUAUAAACCAAUUGCAUCCACGAUGAAUGAAGUUAAUGAAACAAUUGCAUUUAAAAUAAUAUCACCCCAGAGAAAGCUGAAAAGUAUAGCUGGUCCAGGAUUAUUGACAAAAGAACAAAGUAAAGAAGAAAAUGAAAAAGUGAAAUCUAUGCUACAUAAAAAAAAUGAAAUCCAUUUAAAGGUAACUAUUCUAGCUAAUGAAGAUAAUACAAAGCAAACAAAUCAUGAUCAAUCCAGUUCAGAUACAACUCACUUAAUUAUACCCAAAUUGUAUUUGUGGACUCCUUAUGACAAGAUAAUAAAAUUACAAAUGGUUCUAACGAUGAAUCUUGUAAAACAUGGCUGUAUUCCAAUGACUUAUGAUCUAACUGUAACUGAUGUUCUUGAUUUGAAAUGGACGAAUGAAUUAGAAUAUAUUAAUCUGUUAAAUAAGAUUAGUUUUUAG